AACAAAAACCAGUGGCUUCACCUGCCACUGGUUUUUCCAAAUAUUUCGCAUGUUUUUUCCCCUUUACUUACUUUUGUGGAAUCUUUAUAUAAGUAACCCCUUCUCUCCAUUUGUUUCAUCAAACCUGCCAGUUUUCUUCUAACAAUUACCUCACACUUUUAGAUAUCAACUUUUGUUGUUUUCUUCUGUCAUCAAGAAAAGCAAAGAGCUACUAUUGAUUAGAGAAGCACAAGGAGAUGAGUUCAUCACAGAGAGCUUGGAUUGUUGCAGCCAGUGUUGGAGUUGUUGAGGCCUUGAAGGACCAAGGGGUGUGUAGGUGGAAUCACACUUUGAAGUCAGCUCAACAUGUCAUAAAGAGCCAUGUUGGAUCGUUUUCACAGGCUAAGAACCUUUCCUUUUCUUCUUCUAUGGUUUCCACCUCUUCAAGACUAAAGGGAAAGCAAUCAGAGGAGUCCUUAAGGACUGUUAUGUACUUAAGCUGCUGGGGACCCAACUAGAGAACAAGGGCAUUAGGGAUAUAAAGAGAUUCUAUGAUUGUAUUGGUUCUUGUGUAUUAAAAGAGGUAUUGUUUGUCUACUGUGACAAAUUGAUGUAAAUGUAAUAGACCAAAAGUCAGCUUUUCCAAAUUGAAAAUGCCUUCAUUUGUUCAUUUAUGUA
Messenger RNA from Glycine soja, 657 nucleotides. RefSeq lists its product as uncharacterized. NCBI's taxonomy places the organism in Eukaryota, Viridiplantae, Streptophyta, Magnoliopsida, Fabales, Fabaceae. Bases 237 to 497 code for a protein of 86 amino acids. The record is from RefSeq and is a predicted model, not a curated record. The transcript has a single exon.